UUGAUAAUUUUGAGUACAGCAAUGCAAUGCACUGAAUUGGAUGAAUUAAUGAAAAGGGAAUUAACUGUUCAGCCUCCCUCAAUUGAUGAUUUACGGAAACAUACAAGAAAUGUAUUCAGUUCAAAAUACAUCAAAUAUAUGUAUUCCAAAUUUAAAAAUGAGUGUCCAGCAGGCAGAAUGCGAAUAGCAAACUUCAGGCAAAUGUUUGGUCCAUACCUUCCAUCUUAUCUAAAUAACGACUAUAUUCUUAGAUUAUUUACAGCUUUUGCGAAUGGGAAAGAUGAAGUAUCAUUUCAGCAGGAUUUAAUGGAAUCAUUAGCGUUGCUCUGUCUGCCAACUCCUGAAGCUAAUGCUAUUUGGACAAUAAGGAUGAUCAAAGGUUGUGACGCUGACACAAUUACACAAACCGAACUGAUAUCCUUCGUACGAUCAGUUUUUCAAAUGGUAAUGGAAAAAUCGAAAAACAACACAGCAGCAGAAUAUGGCCUACAAAUGGUCGAUUCAUCUUUACAGGACAUUGUGCUUCAUCGAUCUCAGAAGACGUUUAAGGUGAAUGAUUAA
Molecule: messenger RNA, 561 nt
Organism: Thelazia callipaeda (thelaziosis nematode)
Lineage: Eukaryota; Metazoa; Nematoda; Chromadorea; Rhabditida; Thelaziidae
Source: the annotation of a GenBank genome assembly